UGCGCGUAAAGAAUGCGCAGUGGGUGUUGUAAACUUUCAUCUUGCGUUCUCUCUCUCUCAGCAAAAUGGAUUGGAAAUAACACACAAUUAAUACCUUUUGGGUAUAGGAAAUUUUAAGGGAAAAUGGCAGCACAGUUUGACAAGUUGCUGGAGCUUGCCAGACACUUGAAGCAGGAACGUCUUUAUGUUCACUCUGAAAGAGAGCACAUUCAGAAACUGAAUGAAGAAAUUGGGAAGGUUGCUGAGCAACUUUUUCACACAGCAUGGAUUGCAAAGCAGCAGAGGCUUAAUCUAAAUCAGUUGAUUCUUGGCUCUCGGGAGAUGUCACCAGCUGUGGUUUGUCAUAAGGCCAAUCAACUGGAUCUGGCAAAUUUUAUUGAUAGUUAUAAAUAUUUGAAUUAUCAUGAUUCCAAGUAUGGGGAAUUUUUACAGCAGCUACGGGACAGACCUGCAGUUGUUGCCAGUUGUCUUGUCGCUGGGACAAAGCAAAACCAGGAAAAAGGCCAAAAAAUGACCCAGAUUUUGAUGUCCUCUCUAUAUGGAAAUUGUGUAAUGCAGGAAGAUGAGAUCCUAGUACUGCAGCUUUUGAAGUCAUUAAUACAGAUACAGCUUGCCAAAAGUAAUGACCCUUGUAAAAUGCUCAGGAGAGGAAACUGUACUUUUAGUGCUGUGUUUAGAUUACUCAUUGAAAGUUUAUUCUCUGUUAAACUGUUUCUCACUGCUGCUCUUCACAAGCCAGUGAUGCAGCUUCUAAUGGAAGAUGAGUGGUUUUAUGACAUAGACCCAGAAAAAGCACUGGUGAGAUUUCCAUCAGCUGAUAAAUUGAAGAGGUUUGGGGAGGCAGGUAGUCCCCAGUAUGACGAGAAGGUGAAGAACUAUAGGGAAUUCACCAUCAGUAAAUUACACACACUGACUGAACGUUUCAUUAGCAGUAUCAAGAACAGCAUGUACUGCUUUCCACAGAGUUUGUGCUGGUUGGUGUCACAGAUGUACAGAAUUCUUAGCGAGGAGAACCACCUCUCCACCACGGAGGCAAGAACUGUGUGUGGCGAUCUUGUGUUUGCUAUCUUCAUCUGCCCUGCUAUCUGCGACCCUGAACCUUACGGACUGACUCUGGAUGCACCAGUCAGUUACAUUGCCAGGCAUAACUUAAUGCAGGUUGCCCAGAUCCUCCAGGUUUUAACUAUUUCUAAGCUGGAAGACAUUGACCCACGUAUACAGGACCUUUAUGGGAAGUUUGAGAGGGGUUGUGUCUCCUCCAUACUAGACAAUAUGAUAGAGAGUGAGGUGUCAGAUAGCCCCGCCCACUCCCCUCUACAGCUGCAUGGGGUGGGGCGCACUGCUGUUCUGCUUACUCCGGCCCAGCUCAGGAUGGUGAUCAAUUUCCUGACUGAGGUCCAGAGUGACCUGAAUGAGAACAGUCAAGAGAGGAAGUUAGUGGAGAGUUUGCUGGGUGACCUACCUGCUAACAGUCCAUUGAUGGCACAGUUAAGUGUGGCUAAUGCUGCUAUCAGAAACACAGGAGUGGUGACUCCCGUAGCCACACCCCCAGGGACACCCUCACAGGACAGGAAAAAUAGUAAAGUGAACAAAAAGCGUAGCUUCACAAACUUAAGUGGCAAUGUAGGUAACUCAGACGACUCUGGGGAGGACUCCUUGAGUUUGCAAGAUGUAGACCCCCAAGAGGAUGUUCUAGUCAUAGUAACCAAUCAACAGACUGAGGUACCUGGAAUGCUGGUAGAAGAGAAGGUUCUGAGAAUGGAGAUGCGCCGUAGACGUGGGAAGGUGGACAGUUUACCUGGAGAAGACUUAGAUGGAGAUGGAGAGCCAGAAGUUGUGGAAAAGAGGACAAGGUUUUCUUUGUCACAUGAUCAGGAUUCAAUAGGUAAUACCAGUGACUAUUUAGAAGCCAUAUCAGAGGCAGCAUCCAGUCACUCCGUAGGUUCUGUGGAACUGGACGACGAUGAAAAUGACGUCACAGACAACUUUUCCGACAUGCUGUCAGCCAAUGUCAGUGGCAGGGGCACCCCGAAUAUCAGUGGGCGAGAUACCCCAGUGUCCCAUACUGAUAGCAUAGGGCCAGAGGAGGAGCUUCCCAGGGUGCAGGAUCUGCCCAUUACUAUAAGGAAGAGAGACAGAGAAGAUGUGACGGAGAGAUUUGGAAAGUUUGACAUCAAAUCAGAAUAUGAAAAGGAUGAGACCAAGUCCACGGUGAGUGACACUUGGAGCACAGACGUUCUUGCCAGCGACUCCGAGCCUCCGGAAAGAGACCAACUAGAACGCCUAGAGGAGGUUGCCGAGGAAAUUAUUUGUCAGAAUUUACUGGGAGUACCCUUUCAGGAUCCCAAAAGACAUGCAUCUGAGAUGUCAGAGACUGCCAGUGAUGCCUGGAGCACAGAUGUUCUGGCCAGUGAGACUGGGGAAAGUCAGGUGGACAGACUUCUGGAGCUGGACACGGAUGACACUGUGAGUGUUAGCAGCAAAAGUCAGGCAGCAGAUGAAGGCUCUGAGGUUGAUCAGCGAGAAGAUCAGAUUGCUGAAGUUGAUGCUCUGGAGGGUGCUAUUGGAGGAGUACCACCCCCCACCAACACAUCUGAAGAAUCAGCCUCCUUCUUCUUUGGAAACUCCUCAGAUGAUCUUCCUGAUGCUGGCGUCCCACCGCAGGUUGUUAUGCGCAGACAUGUGGGAAAUACUUCCAGGGAAGUUCGUUGGGAUGAAAACCGGUCCAGGGUUGUAUCUCAGAUGGUGGAGAACUACAGCAGGAUCGAGGAAACCAAGUAUGAAUACACCUCCAGUCAACGCAUUUCGGACUCUCUCCAGCAUGCACAGGGGAGGGUAGGUAGUGUACUGUACAGCGUGGACCCAGUCAGGCAAGCCCAGUAUGACCAGCAGUCAAUACGGCCAGCAGUGCCGCCAUCGUUGGAUCAGACAUGGCUGCCAGAGGGCCAUCUCAACCAGCGCAGGGUCCUGAAUGGGCCAAUCAGUGAGGAAGAUAUAUUCGAAGAUCGUGGGCGAGAGUCUCGGAUUUUUAUAAGUGGCCAGUCAGAAUUCUCUCUCCCAGGUGCUACUGCUACAAGUUUGUCGGUAGAUAUGCUGUCUGAUAACAUUGAUAAUUUGAAGCUGACUGAACAACAGAAUGUGAAUAUUGAUGAGAAUCGGCUGUCUACUGCGGUCACCUUAUUUGAUCCCCUGAUGCAAGAGGGUCCGAAAAAUGACACAACAGGGGCUCCAUCUAUUAAUGACCCUGUCCCAAACAUCUCUCUUCUGCAGGCGCCCCCUAUACCUCCUAGAACUCAAGACCUGAUUCCCAACUUAGUUGAUAAUUUUGACAGCAGUUAUGGCAGUGGUAGUAGAGGAAGUGGACUGAGCACCUUGUCCAAUGGAACAGAGACCACAAGAAGUCAUAGUAGUACCGAUGAAAGCCAAAGUGGUACUGGUGCAGCUGGUGUGAGCACUGUUCAGCUGAUAGAUCAUGUGACUGAAGGAAAGGAGAAGACAGCUAAUGAGAUUCAGUUUAGCAAGGCACAGGAAGUAACGGUGGUGCCAUCUGCUGGUGCAAUACCAAAGAGGCGAAAUCAGAACAGCCAGCAUGAGGAAGAUGACAGACAUGACAGGAAGAAACUCAGCAUUUUUAAGUCGGUUAAGGAGAAAAUUUCUAAAGGUGUGAGACGGAAGGGAUCUAAAGCCCAAGAUGUGAAGGAAGACUUGACGCUGUCUGUGCCGAGAGACAGGGAAUCCCCGAGGCACAAGGACAGAGGGGAUGGUAAAACGUCACCUCAUGAUGAAUCUGAAAACAAAGACGAGGCAGGCGGCGGCAUUUCAACCCCUCCUGUCCAGGAUGCUAAUUCCAGUAUAGAUGAUAUUCUUGCCAAAUACCGUAAAAAGGUCAGCAUAGAGCUUGAGCCAGCAGAACAAAGUAGUAGUAGUAAGUCAGAAGAAGUGGAGGAGGAGGAAGGACCGCCCAUGUACGACCCCAACAACCUGGAAGGGUGCCAAGCUUUCAGCGAUGCCAAGAAGAAGUUGCGUCUAGUCCUUAGUACUACAGAUUUCCACACCCUUCCCCUCCUUACUGGCCUCAACUGUGCUUCCCCAGGGGCUGGAAACGAGGCUCCGGGACAGAAGAAAGAGAACCAAGUGUGCGCGGUACUUAAAGUUCAGCUUGCAGAGGCCAUUAAUCUGCAGGACAAGGAUCUGAUUGCACAGCUGCAUGAAGCCAUUAGGUGUUUGCAGAGUUUUGAUAAUGAUGGAGUGAAGAAAUUGCUCAAGUCCUUGUGCGAGGAAUAUCGUUCCAGAGCCGCAUACAUUGCCUACCUGACAAGAUGUAAGCAGGGACUGCUGACAACAAGAUCCCAUCUGGAAAGAUUGCUCAACAGGAUUCAUAGGGACAAAGAAACUUGUAACAAAUACUUCACCUCUGUCCUUGUGCGCCUCUUCAUGGAAAAGAGAGAGAGAUCCAUCAACCUUUUGCUCAAAGAGUUUCAGAAACUCAAAGCAUCUGAUGAAAAGACUGACUAUGUUCAAGAUUUCCUAAACACCCUGUAUAGAGACAUGGAACAAGAUCCUGUCUGGCAAGCUGCCAGUGAGAGCCAGUUGGAAGAUGCGGAACUUGCCAUAGAACGCACUGUGAUGAGCCACAUCUACACCUUGGCUAUGUACCCAAAUGGGGACAUGGACAUUUCCAGAGAUCAAAUUCUCCAUCAGCACAUGAGCAGACUUUCUAAAGUGAUCACCCCCAACCAUAAGUCUCUGAGGAUUCCAAAAAGUUAUCGCCAUGAGUGUCCUUGGCCAUCUGCCCAGGCAGAACUGCAGAUGAUCAAUGUCUACAAGACACCUAAGGACAAACUCCGCUGUGUGCUACGUUGUUCAUCAACCAUAAUGAACCUAUUGAGCAUGGCAAAUGAGCGCUCAGUCCCAGCGGCAGACGACUUUAUGCCUGUUCUGAUUUUCGUCAUUAUCAAGGCCAACCCUCCUUCCAUGCUGUCCACUGUACAGUACGUGAAUAGUUUUUACGAGAGGAGGCUGACAGGAGAGGAGCAGUACUGGUGGAUGCAGUUCUCUUCUGCCAUUGAGUUUAUUAAAACUAUGGACUGAAUUCAUUUAGAUUAUAGACUGAGUUCAUUAAUAGUGAGUUUUUUAAGUAAUGGACUGUGUUCACUUAAAUGGAAUACUGAAUCGAUUUAAAUUAUGGAAAAUGAACAUUGAAUGUAUGGACUGAAAUCAUUGAAAAUUAAGACUGAGUUCAAUAAAACUAUACUCUUACCUUUCUUCAAACUGUUGGCUAGGGUUUAGUAAAAUACAUGAAUUAGAAACGUCAUAGAAAGGGAAUGAGUUUUGUAGUAAAUGAGAGUUGUUCAGUCAUAUAUGCCAUGUAUCUAACUAAUUACUGUUUUAUGCCAUAUUUCAAUUUAAGUUGGAUGGGACCCAACUCUGUGCAUUUCUGAUGGCUGCCUAAUUAAAAAUAUGGAGCAAAUCUAGGCACACAAAUAACCAGAGCUACAUAGGAGUUGUUUGAAACAGCAGAGCUGCUUUUUACCAUGUUUCCAUUUAAGCUGGGCCUGCCCAACCCAAUUUAUGCCAUUUCAGCUGACUGUCUGAUUAUAGAUCAGAAGUAAUUGUAGGGGCAUGUGCGUAGCCUUGACUACAAUGGCAGUGGAUGAGCCAACAAAUCCAGAGGGAUAAGUAUUAUUGCCUAUAACGAUGCGAUUAUUGUAUUGAGAUGGCUAGUUGGCUGGGCAUACUCGUCCUUUUAUAGCAUCUGAGAAAACUAUACGUAAUAUAUUUAUUGAAGAGAUAUUAAAUCAUAUCAGUAAAGUAAGUCAUUCUCCUUAGCAGUGAUACUUAUCAGCACAACUGUGGAUAUAACUGUCAUUGUGUUAGAUGUGCCUUUGAUGUUUUUGCUGCUAAUGUCAGUUACAUGUAUCACACACAAAAGAACUGAACCUCUUCCAGUGGAAAAGUUUGCAGUCAGGAUGUGGAAUAGAUACAUGUUACAGAGUAUCCAAGAUAGAAAUGUUUUGAUAGAAGAAAAUAAAGAAUGUCAAUGGCUUUGUGUUGUAAAUUGCUUGGA
Messenger RNA from Lingula anatina, 6067 nucleotides. Its product is annotated as GTPase-activating protein and VPS9 domain-containing protein 1. Gene Ontology annotation, biological process: vesicle-mediated transport; regulation of GTPase activity. NCBI's taxonomy places the organism in Eukaryota, Metazoa, Brachiopoda, Lingulata, Lingulida, Lingulidae. The record is from RefSeq and is a predicted model, not a curated record. Gene Ontology annotation, cellular component: endocytic vesicle; cytosol. Gene Ontology annotation, molecular function: guanyl-nucleotide exchange factor activity; small GTPase binding.